AUGAUAUCCUCAGUAGAAUCGAGAGAAUGCAUACACAACACCCUUGUGGGGGAGGUGGAAUGUUUCCUGGCUUUUAUGAAUGUGAAAGCUUUCCAGGACGUAGAAGGGUGUCCACAAAUCCAGAUGCGGUACUUGGGUGGUCUGAAAAUGUUGCUUGAAUUUGACAAUAAAAAAGACAAAGAAGAUUUCCUGAUCAAGGGAGUAAAGAUAUGGAAACCGUGGUUUAAAAGUCUUUCCUGUUGGCAAAUUGAAUGCAACUUUAAUGAAAGGGUAGCAUCUAUAAAAAUUCAAGGUGUCCCUCAACAUGCAUGGUGUGAGGAAGCUUUUAGUAUAAUAGCCAAAAAUUGGGGAACUAUUGUAAUCCCUGAUGAAUGUGCCACGGAUUCACUGAAUUUGGCCUUGGGAAGGGUAGGGAUAGUGACCUCUCAUCCUGGCAUUAAUGGUACAUCACCUACAAUCUUUGUAGAUGGUAGACCAUAUCUGAUCAACAUCAUGGAAGAUAUUUUCGAGUCCCUCAAACUCAACCCUGUUCUUGCUUCCAACGACUUCAGUUCAAGUAUGGCAUGGUGGAAUGAUGGGGUGACGUUGCUAGUCUCGAAGAAGGAAGUCUCGUCCGAUCAGAAGAAGAGUGCACAUCACCAGAGCUGUCACAAGAGAACCCCCUCCGGAACCAAAGCUGGGAAGACGAAGGGACACAUGAAUAGAAAUAAUAUGCCUCCAUAUUUGGGCCAUAAUUCAAGUCAGGCUCCUCCAUACCUGGAAGGAAAUAUUUUUCAGCCCAGGCACAAUAAAUCAAUUGACCUAAAUCAGUCCCCCUCUCAUUCCAACCCUCAUAAUUCUAGCGAUCUCUCUGCUGAGAGAAGGAUGUACUCUACUGUGCACGCUAAUAUGGAUCACCCUCCAAAAUCCAAUAUGGGAUCAUCACUAGCCCCCUCCGUGGAGACUCGUUGUGUAAAUAUGGUAUGCCGAUGUUCCACCUUGAAAGACCCUGAACCUCAAUCCACAUAA
Lactuca saligna is the source of this 1008-nucleotide messenger RNA. NCBI's taxonomy places the organism in Eukaryota, Viridiplantae, Streptophyta, Magnoliopsida, Asterales, Asteraceae. The record is from the annotation of a GenBank genome assembly.